CAGCGCUCGAAUCAUCAGCACUUUGACACGACAUGACUUCGCUCAAGAGGUCAUACGCGUCGACCGGCUCGGGCACGACUCUAAGCAGCAAGACAUACCUCCGAACGCUCAAGUCAGGAAAGGUCCAAAAAGUUGUCCGCGAGCUCUACCUCCGCCAAGACAUACCAUGCUCCUCCAACCUAUGCACCGAGUGCAUCGACAUCGCUCCAGCAGGAUUCAAUGGCAAGAAGGAGCCGUUCGUUCUUUCCGCCACACCUGCUGGUACUAAGCUCUAUCCCGGCGGGCACUACCUGGUUCCUGAUACAAAUGCCUUCCUCAAUGCCAUGGACUUCUUCGAGGCCGAAAACACAGUGCAAGAUGUUAUUGUGCUGCAGACUGUGCUGGAGGAGGUCAAGAACCGGUCACUACCGUUAUACCACAGACUCAUUGCUUUGACCAAGAAUGACGGCAAGCGAUUCUAUGUCUUUUUCAACGACUUCCGUUUGGAGACCUACGCCACUCGGGAGCCGGGCGAGACCAUUAAUGACCGCAAUGAUCGUGGGAUUCGCAAAGCCUGCGAAUGGUACUCAGAGCAUCUGCAGAAGGCAGUUAAAGCUCGUCAAAGCAUUCGAUGUCCUGAUAUUGUGAUGCUGUCCGAUGACAAGGACAGUUUGCGCAAGGCUCAGCAGGAAGGUGUGGUUGCCACUAAUCUAAACGACUAUGUGUCUAGUCUGCCAGAUGCAGACCGUCUGCUGGAUAUGGUUGCUUCUAGUCGUGACCAACGUGCAUCACGAGAUGCCAAAACGCAAUUGCUCUAUCCUGAUUAUAUUUCCACGUCUGCCAUGCUCACUGGUGUCAAGAACGGAACUAUGCAUCAAGGCACAUUCAGCGUAUCGCCAUACAAUUAUCUGGAAGGAACAGUGCACGUCCCAGCAUUCGAUCGUCCUCUCAUCAUCCAAGGACGCGAGAGUAGCAAUCGUGCAGUAUCUGGAGAUGUUGUGGUGCUUGAAGUCUUGCCUAGAGAUCAAUGGAAAGCCCCCUCAAGCAAAGUCAUCGAAGAGGAAGACAUUGGCAAAAACGACAACGCAGAAGUCGAGGAUGGCAGCAAUGAAGGUGUCAUCUCGGUACAAGAGCGAAGAGCAUUGCAGGAAGAAGUCAAGCGUGCGCAUGGCAAAGUAGCAGAGGGCAAGCCUCAGCCGACCGCAAAAGUCGUUGGCAUCAUUAAGCGUAACUGGCGACAGUAUGUGGGACACAUCGACAAGGACUCUGUCAAAUCGGGAGCCAAGCAAAGCCGAGCGCAACAGACCGUCUUUCUCAUACCAAUGGACAAGCGUAUCCCGAAGAUCAGAGUGCGCACGAGGCAAGCCGGCGAUCUUCUUGGAAAGCGCGUACUGGUCACUAUUGACUCCUGGGAUCGCGAGUCACGGUACCCUGUUGGCCACUUCAUUCGUAGUCUGGGUGAAUUGGAAACAAAGGGUGCCGAGACUGAAGCUCUCUUACUUGAGUGGGAUGUGCAGUACAGGCCUUUCCCAAAGACUGUGCUAGACUGUUUGCCAGCUGAGGGACACGACUGGAAAGUGCCAGCAGAUGUCAACGAUCCAGGCUGGAGAGGCAGGAAAGAUCUUCGCGAGGAGCUCAUAUGCUCCAUUGACCCUCCAGGCUGUGUUGACAUUGACGACGCUUUGCAUGCGAAGAAAUUGCCCAACGGCAACUUCGAAGUGGGGGUGCAUAUUGCUGACGUCUCACACUUCGUCAAGCCAAACAAUGCCAUGGACAAGGAGGCCGCUCUACGCGGUACGACAGUCUACCUGGUGGACAAGCGUAUUGACAUGUUGCCUAUGCUCCUCGGUACCGACUUGUGCUCACUCAAGCCAUACGUCGAGCGGUACGCGUUCAGCGUGUUAUGGGAACUGGAUCAGAAUGCCGAUAUCGUCAAGGUCGACUUCACCAAGAGCGUCAUCAAAUCUCGAGAGGCCUUCAGCUACGAACGUGCACAGCUUCGCAUAGACGAUCAAUCGCAGCAGGACGAGCUAACACAAGGCAUGCGCCAUCUCAUGUACUUGUCAAAGAAGCUGCGAGCGAAGCGCAUGGCAGCUGGUGCACUGAACCUCGCCUCACCUGAAGUUCGAGUGGAAACAGAGAGCGAGACUUCCGAUCCUGUCGAUGUGAAGACCAAACAACUACUGGACACCAAUCAGCUCGUCGAAGAAUUCAUGUUGCUCGCCAACAUCUCCGUUGCUGGCAAGAACUAUUCCGCCUUUCCACAGACUGCUCUACUCCGCCGCCACGCUGCUCCUCCAAAGACUAACUUCGAAGAACUAAGCAAUCAGCUCAAAGUGAAGAAGAACAUGGAACUUCGCUCGGACUCUUCCAAAGCCCUCGCCGACAGUCUUGAUACCUGCACGGAUCCUCAAGAACCUUUCUUUAACACGCUCGUACGUAUCCUCGCUACGCGAUGCAUGAUGUCCGCCGAAUACUUCUGCUCCGGCACACAAUCUUACCCAGAGUUCCGACACUAUGGUCUCGCGUCAGAGAUCUAUACACAUUUUACAAGUCCGAUUCGACGAUAUGCAGAUCUGGAAGCACAUCGACAGUUGGCUGCUGCUAUUGAGUACGAGCCUCUCGACUCAUCGUUGCAGUCGAAACAUAAGAUUGAAGGAGUGUGCAAGAAUAUCAACGUCAGACAUCGUAAUGCACAGAUGGCGGGCCGCGCCAGUGUAGAAUACUACGUUGGACAAGCGCUGAAGGGUCGUGUGAUGGACGAAGACGGAUUUGUGAUGCGGAUCUUCAGCAACGGAUUCGUGGUUUUUGUACCAAGAUUUGGUAUUGAAGGUCUUGUCAGGUUGAGAGACUUGGGUGGUGAGCAGCUGGGUGGCGAAAGGGAGCCUGAAAGUGUGUUUGAUGCUGAAGAGUACUCGUUGGAGAUCAAGGAGGGAAGCAGAGCCGGAACAAAGGUUGAGCUGUUCCAGAAGGUGAAGGUGAAGAUCAGCGAUGAAGCGGAGGAGAGUACUGGUAAGCGGAAGAUCAAGUUGGGUCUGGUAUGAUGACCACUACAUUGCUCGCAGCAGAGAGCCAAGCGAAGUACCAGACGAAAUAGAAUCCUUUCAAAACACGAAUGCCAGCAUUCGCA
Messenger RNA from Cercospora beticola, 3109 nucleotides. It is a transcript of the gene DIS3, whose product is annotated as exosome catalytic subunit DIS3. Gene Ontology annotation, biological process: rRNA catabolic process. Gene Ontology annotation, molecular function: endonuclease activity; RNA binding; 3'-5'-RNA exonuclease activity. NCBI's taxonomy places the organism in Eukaryota, Fungi, Ascomycota, Dothideomycetes, Mycosphaerellales, Mycosphaerellaceae. The record is from RefSeq and is a predicted model, not a curated record. Gene Ontology annotation, cellular component: nuclear exosome (RNase complex); cytoplasmic exosome (RNase complex).